Messenger RNA from Cygnus olor (mute swan), 6929 nucleotides. It is a transcript of the gene MAPT, whose product is annotated as microtubule associated protein tau. Gene Ontology annotation, molecular function: microtubule binding. The record is from RefSeq and is a predicted model, not a curated record. Gene Ontology annotation, cellular component: neuron projection. The coding region runs from base 94 to 2535 and encodes 813 amino acids. The transcript has 17 exons. Gene Ontology annotation, biological process: microtubule cytoskeleton organization; neuron projection development. Lineage: Eukaryota; Metazoa; Chordata; Aves; Anseriformes; Anatidae.
CCGCCGCCGCCGCCGCCCCCCCCCCGCCGCUGUCGCUUCCCCAGCGCGGCUCCGGUGCGGACACCCGGCGGCGGCAGGUAACUGUGCUGAGAGAUGGCGGAGCAGCGUCAGGACGUCCCCAUGAUGGAGGAUCACGCAGCUGGCCAGGAGAAGCACAUCCCCACAGGCUAUCCCCUUCAGAUACCAGUCGAUGAUGGAUCGGAUGAGCCUGUUUCUGAAACAUCUGACGCUAAGAGCACCCCAACUACGGAAGAUGCCACAGCACCUUUAGUGGAGGAAGGAGACCACGAGGAUCAGGGUGGUGUCGAACAGCACGGAGAGAUCCCAGAAGGAACCACAGCUGAAGAGGCGGGCGUAGGAGCCACCCCCAACCUGGAGGACCACGCUGCAGGAGACGCUGCUCAAGCUCCAGGGGAGCCGGGCUCUCCAAAGCUUCAGCCUGGCCCUAAGGAGCCCGUGGGAGAUGCGAUAAAAAGAGAAAGCCAGCCCACAAAGCAGGUGGCCGGGGCUCUUCGGGAGCCUCCUCCGUCACAAGAACCGAAGGCUGCUCCCACCAGGAUCGAGGUCACUAUCCCAAUCCCCCUGGACAUGUACCAGGACUCCAGACCACCUGAAGACGACGAGGUGUGGGAUCAUCGAGGCAGGGAAGGCAUCGGCGUGGAUGCAGCGCUGGGAGCAGAGCUGGGUGCUGACGUGUGCACUGCGGGGCUGGCAGGAGCAGGAGGCACGGCUGACCCCCGCAGUAAGGACGGGUCAUCUCCUUUGUAUACCAGAGCCCCGCUAAAAGAAGAUGCCAGUGGACAGGAAAGAGAUGAGGACCGUGAUGUUGAUGAGACUUCUGAGCAGGAUUUGCCUUCCCUGGUGGGACAGCGUGUUUCUCCAGGACCUGAAGUUGGUUUCUGUGUAGCAGCAACCAAGGAAGAAGCCCUUGAAGAAUUUGCCUUUGAAGAAAAGUCCCACGAUGUCCUCGGAGAUGCGCCGAGAGAGGCUCUUCUUGGUGAAACUGAAGCACGAAAAGCAGAAGAGGACCAAGAGGAGAGGAGACAGCCAGAGAGGGGGGAAGAAUACACAGAUAUCGCCCCACCAGAGCCUUCUGCAACCACCUCCCAGGCAGAAGCUGAGCCCAGGGAGGGAGAGGAUGCUGGACCCUUGCUGGAAACAGCCAGCCUCCCUGCUCGGUCGGAAGACGACACAAAAGAUAAAGAUGCUGCUCUGCAAGAGGCUGUGCCGGAGGCAGGAGGACGCCGGACGCCCAAGAAGAAGCCGAGUGCCCCCGCUGCAGACAAAGCAGGCAGCCGUGUUCCCCUCCUGAAAGCUCGGAUUGACAGCAAAGACAAGGAAGGGGCUGAAGCUGAGGAAAAGAAACCGAAGAAAUCCUCACCUUCCACCGCCAACCCCCCAGGCGAUAGACCCUCCAUCCCCCCCCAUCGACACACUUCCUCUAGCACAACCCCUCUGAAAACACCCUCCAGCCCUGCUUCCACCUCUAAACGAGUCUCUUCUGUCACAUCCCGACCUGCCAGUACAGGAACGCAGGAAACAAAAGCCAAGGGCCCAGAGAUGAGAGGUGGCACGAAGGCGGCCACGCCACGCUCCGCAGCCGGGCAGGCUCAGAGGAACUCGGCCAACGCCACGCGCAUCCCGGCAAAGACACCCACGGCCCCCAAGACCCCUCCCAGCUCCGGCAGAAAGGAGCAGAAAAAACCACCUCCUGCAGCAGCAAAGUCUGAGAAAGGUGAGCAGCCCAAGUCUGGAGACAGAAGCGGUUACAGCAGUCCCGGCUCCCCCGGGACUCCAGGCAGCCGUUCCCGCACUCCUUCUCUGCCCACCCCACCAGCCAGGGAGCCCAAGAAGGUGGCAGUGGUUCGCACCCCGCCGAAAUCUCCUGCGUCUGCCAAGAGCCGCAUCCAGCCCUCAGCUGCGCCCAUGCCUGACCUGAAAAACGUCAAGUCCAAAAUCGGCUCCACCGAGAACCUGAAGCACCAGCCCGGAGGUGGCAAGGUGCAGAUUAUUAAUAAGAAGCUGGACUUUAGCAGCGUUCAAUCCAAGUGUGGCUCAAAGGAUAAUAUCAAACACAUCCCAGGAGGAGGCAGUGUGCAGAUUGUUAAUAAGAAGUUGGACUAUAGCAGCGUUCAAUCCAGGUGUGGCUCAAAGGAUAAUAUCAAACACGUCCCGGGAGGAGGCAGUGUCCAAAUCGUCUACAAGCCGGUCGACCUGAGCCACGUGACGUCCAAAUGUGGGUCCCUGGGCAACAUCCAUCACAAACCAGGCGGUGGCCAGGUGGAGGUGAAAUCUGAGAAACUGGACUUCAAAGAUAAGGUGCAGUCGAAAAUCGGGUCCUUAGAUAACAUCAGCCACGUUCCUGGAGGAGGAAAUAAAAAGAGAGAGAAAGGCAAGGAAGACAAGACCUGUCCCCAGGCUGCUCGGACCCCGAGCCCAGACCCCGCUGGGCUCCAGUCCCUGGUGCUGGAGCCACCCACCCCCCUGGAGAGCCAGCUCCCAGCCUUGCACUCGGCUGGGGAGGGCACCAAUUGAGACUCAUAAGCUGACCUUCCGUGAGAACGCCAAAGCCAAGACUGACCACGGCGCCGAAAUUGUCUACAAGUCCCCCACCAUCUCCGGAGAUGCCUCCCCGCGCCGCCUUAGCAAUGUCUCCUCCACCGGCAGCGUCAAUAUGGUGGACUCCCCCCAGCUCGCCACGCUAGCUGACGAAGUGUCCGCUUCGCUGGCCAAGCAGGGCUUGUGAUCGGGGCAUGGCGGGCAAAGAUGAGAGAAGACAAGGAAAAAAAAAAAAGAAAAGAAACAAAAAUAAUAAUCUGGCCUUCUUCCUCUGUUCCUUUUACAGCUGCUUCCCCAUCCCCUAACUGGUUAAUGAUUUAACCUGCUUUUACUGUUCAUUCAGCUCUAGCUCCAGGACUUCAAAAUCAGACACUAUGAGGUACAAAACCUCCUCUCCCCCUGCUCCUCGGAGCGCACAGCCCGUGCCCGUCCCCACUCCCUCCCCUCGUCCCCUCAUCCCUUCGCUGUCCCAGCGGGAAGGAGCCAGGGGGUGGAGGGGGCAGCCCCAGCACAACGCUGACCCCAGCACCCCAAGGGCCUAGAGGGGAGCGGGGGUGACAGCCCCAGGGCUCCCCACGUUCAUUACCCUAACGAUGCCCGGGCUGGAGGCCUGGCCUGCACUCAGUGCAGGUAGUGGGUGCUGCAGCCAGGGACUGCAGGCAGGCACCCUCCCUUUCUGCAUUAAAUUUGCCUGCUGAUUUGGAAGAAACCUUUUGUUUUUCCCUCUGAAAGCCGAGAUGUGUAUGAAGGUAACUGCCAGGUAUCCCCUAAUCCCGCUCUCAGCUCCGGCAGCUGGAGUACCGGCGACACCAGGGUGUCCCGUUGCAGAAGGGGCCCCGGCCGGCCGUUUCCCUCUCCAUGGCUGUGCUGGAACCGCUGAGUGGAUGAGUAGAGGCUUUUCCCCAUUCCUUUGGCAGCCCCUCGUGUCGUAGAGUAGAUUUGUCUGUAUAUGCUUGGACCGUGCCAGGGUGAUUGUUUUCAUAAACGAGCAUGUGUUUGAAAACGCUGUAAGUAGUUUUGCACUGCCCCGCGCCGGCUCCGCCGCAGCCCAGCGAGGAGGGCAGGCGUGGGGAGCCCUUGCCGAGCUGCGGGUUGUGCCCAGACCCGGCACCGCAUGUCUGCCGGGUGCGUGGGUGCACACAGCGCCGCUUCCCCGCUCCCUCGGGGGGGCCGGGGGCUGCGCAGGGUGUCCUGGCGCUGCCCCCCGUGGCUGCGCGCCUCCCGGGGCCCGGGGACGUGGCACGAGGGGCGCUCACAGCUCCAGGGCUGGGAUGGCUCCUGGAUUUGGGUGCAGCUUGUAACAGUUUGGGGUUGAUUUGUUGUUUUUUUUUCUUCCCUGCAAGGUCAGCUAAGAGGUCACAGAAGUGGCAGCUCCAUGGCUCUGCUGUUCUCGUGCCAUUGGCAGCGGUAGGAGACAAAUGGGAGAACGCGAGGGGAAGGCGCGAGGGUGGUUUUAGGUGGUGCAUGGCAGCAGCGCCCCCGGUCCUGUCCUGAGUCCAGCUGCACUGGGGCCCAGUGGCUGCUCUGUGGCACUGCCCGUCCCUUUCCAAGGUGCCCUUCUGGUUUCAGCACGUUUGCACCCACUCGGUGUCCCAGUCGCACAGCACUACCUGUCCCCCCCCACACCACGCAGGGGAGAGGAGCUGACUGCUUGCUUUCACUGCUUUUGUUCCUGUGGCAACCUAGGGCUCAUGAGGGGGUGGCCGGGGGCUGUGCUGCACCCACCGCCAUCCCCGCGCGCCCCUUCCUUCUACAACCAAAGAGGCUGAGAUGCGAUCGGUGCAGCUCAGUGUGCAUCCUCCCUCCCCAUCUCCCCCAGGAGGCGUGAGCCGAGGGGCUGGGGCAGAGCUGGAAACGGAGCUGAGGGCAGCGGGAUGCCCCGCAGGACCGGCAAAGGGCCCUAAGGGCUGUGCUGCAGGGAAAGCCGUGCUUUCCCAGCAAGGGGCACGCGGUGCUGGGGCCGAAAUCCCAGUCUGACUGGGGUGGCAGGGGAGGCCUCGGGGUGGAGGCUGGGAGCCGCCAAGGCCGUUUGAGCUGCCGAUACUCGGGGCAGUGCAGCAGUCGCUCCCUGCUCCCAUCCUUAGCAGGAGGUGAUGAAGCUGCCGUGGCCUUCACAUGGGUGCACACCACUGGGCUCUGCAGGGUGCUGGGUCUCUGUUCCUGGGUGCAGGCUGGGGCCAAGGGGGGGAGGCCUGGGGAGGGCGCCUGCUCCAGCCUGGAGCACUGCUGGUGGGAUGGAGGUGGUGGUGGUUGGGGUCCAGCCCUUGUCUUUGCAGCCCCUGGGGCAAGAACCCACGUCUGGCGUGUUGCUAACUCCGUUUCAGUUGACUCGAUGAUUGUAAGCAUCUGUAUUUAAGUCCGUGACUCCCUUUGUAUCGCUGUGGGAUAUAGGCGCUGCUGCGGCUUUUUUGUCCUAUGUAAAAGUGAGCGAGUGGGAGACAUCCCCACCCCCAAGCCAUCACCCCUUCCACCCCUCUGGCUGCAGCACCACAGCUGUGCUUGACCAUCCCAGCCCCUUACCUCUGGCCCUCUCCAUGUGGUUCCCGAGGGACACUAGUGCCAGGAGCCAGCCCUUACCUGCAGCUCCAGCGAGCGGCCCCUGUCCCGGGUCCAUCGGGGGUGCAGGGGGCCUGGACAGCCCCGUUCCCCCACCCCCCCCAGCACCUCCCGCUGCCCCCCCCCUCCAGCAGCCCAAGCCACGGCCCCAGCCCCGACCCGCCUUCAGACCUGGGCCUGGGGGUUCCUGCGAGCAGCUGGACAGACCGACCCACGGCUUUCCCUUUACUCCACACACAUCUUGGUCUGAAAAGGGUUGAAACCGGCACUGAUUCAAAAACCAUGUUUCUGCACUCAAAAGUAUGCUUGUUAAGUGAACUGCCAGUGUCAGACUGCCGUGGCGGUGGCAGUCCCGCGUCCCCUUCGUGCGCUGGGGAGGGGAGGGCAGGUUUGAUCUCAGUGUAUCAUUCUAGCUUAGCUUCCUGUCUGUGAAUGUCCAUAGUGUAGUGUGCGUUUUAACAAACUGGUUUACACUGUUGCCGUAAAAGUGAAUUUGGAAAUAAAGUCAUUACUACAAGAAACGCUGCCUCUUUCGCAUGGGGCGGGAGCAUGGAAAUGCCUGGGGAGCGGCAGGGAGCUGGUGAUGGGCCCACGUGGGGACUCUGGCACAUUGGGGCUGGGUUUUGGCUGCACUGCGGGGAGCUGAGGGUGGCAAGCACACGUUGUCCAUGGUCCAUGACAAACCCCACCAUGGCCAGCAGCAUCCCCAGGGGUGCCAUGGACAGGGACUGACUACAGCUCUGCCCACAGGUAGCGGUGAACACUGGGGUUUUUCAGAGCCCACUUCAAAUCCGCGGUGACGCCCUUUUCACCAAUUUCAGCCCGUAUCCAGGGCCUUGCCCAUUGUGUUUCUAGCUUUUGCUGCCCAGGACCCUCCAGCUGCCGGCACUUCGGAGGCCACAAAGCAGCCCCAAAGGGCCUUCAACCGCUGCAAACCUUCCCAAGGGCACCGCCGCUUCGUGCGGGUCAGAAACCCCGAGUUUAAUGCCUGCAACCAGCACGGCUGCCAGUGCAACUGCCGGCCGCCACCAUUUGCUGUUCAGAUUGGAUUUUUCCUCCUCCAUUACUUGUAAAUAAACGGGUAAUGCACAGGUCGCUGCCUCCUACUCCUUUGAUCAUCUGGUGAACAAUCACCCCGCAGCUUCCUGUUUCCCAGCCACACGGGUGACCAGGAACAAAGAAUGGUCUCUUAGCUUGGAAAUUUAAGAGCAUCCAAGGAAGUCGCCUCCCACCUCUUGCCGACAUUCGAGUGUUGCAGUAACAGCCUGAUUUCCACAAACCCUACCUGGGCAUGACUUAACACCAGCCAGUUAACCCUAAACACAAAAUAAAAGCCUCACCCAGCCCCAGGCAUUUACUGGCAGCCGCGGGGCAGACCUCGGUUCUCCUGGGCUCUCUCAGGAAGUGCCACCAAGCCCUGGUCCUGCUUGAUCUGAUAUCACAGCGCAACGCCGAAAUCCAGAGAUCCCGCGGAACAAUUCCUCUUUUCACUCCUUGACAAUAACUGCUGGGAAAUAAUGGUGUAAAAGAAAAAAGAGGCCAUUCACCCAGGCCGUGGGAGGGAAGCGGCUGAUCGGCCCGGGGCUGGGCUGAGCACACCGAAGGCUCCCUUCCACCCCCCCCAAGCCAGCGUUUCACAAACACACUUUGCAUAGAAUAUUCUGUUUUAAUUUUUUUUUUAAUCUUUUUUUUUUUUUUUUUUUAUAAGCACAUUUGUGCUUUGCCAACAGAAUCAAGACAUUAACAAAGAUCAGCUUCUCGGAAGAAAAGCAUUUCUAUAUAACAAGGACAUUACACAGCUCAAAGCAGGAAAA